CCUGCCAGGCUGGUGGCUCGUCCAGUAGCAGCAGCUUGAGUGACCCCAAUUGUCCUUGGGCUCGGCGCAGGCGGAGGCAGCAGGUCUAGGCCCGACAGCGGGAGGCAGCACUCAUGGUGAAUUUUGUCCAAGCUGUGCGUGACUACUGGGUCCAUAUUUUGUGUCCCAUGGGAUUUCUUCUUGGAUGCUAUCUGGACAGAAGGAAUGAUGAAAAACUAUCAGCUUUCAGAAACAAGAGCAAGUUAUUUAAAAGGGAAUUGAAACCCGGUGAAGAAGUUACCUGGAGAUAAAGGCUGUCUGUGAAAUGGGAAAUGCUUCCAUGUAAUUAAAUUAGCAUGUAUAACAAGUG
Molecule: messenger RNA, 349 nt
Organism: Malaclemys terrapin pileata
Lineage: Eukaryota; Metazoa; Chordata; Testudines; Emydidae
Gene: NDUFB1
Product: NADH:ubiquinone oxidoreductase subunit B1
Exons: 3
Coding region: 114-290 (58 amino acids)
Cellular component (GO): mitochondrion
Source: RefSeq, a predicted model, not a curated record